Soboliphyme baturini is the source of this 1611-nucleotide messenger RNA. Lineage: Eukaryota; Metazoa; Nematoda; Enoplea; Dioctophymatida; Soboliphymatidae. The record is from the annotation of a GenBank genome assembly.
AUGUGGGUGAAAAGCCCAACGUUCCACGGUGCUGGUUUCCCAGGGUUUGUAGCGGCGCCCUUUCCUUCUGCCGCCGCACUUCCUCCUGGGAACGCUUCUGUCCGCCAGAAACCAGUUACUCCCGGAGGGUUACGUGUCAGCCAGACUGGGUUCUCCACCUCCGUUCUAGGACCCGUGCCACUCGCCUUCCCACGCCGUGGAGAGGCACAGUGCUUGUCGCCUCAGGGUCCGAAGUCUCUUGACGGACUGAAAAAGCGGGAAGGAGAUGAGGCAGUCUGGGGCCCUUGCACCGUUCGUUCACACAGCCUUGGCGUAAAGGUGAGGCUUUGGUCAUUGAAGGGGCCCCUCCCGAUGCUGAAGGCGAGCUUUGGAAACCCGGCCUACCUUCAGAUCAGCGAUGGGGGUGAAAAGCCCGUCGCGACAGGGUGUUGGUUUCCUAGAGUUGGCAGCUUCGCCCUUUGCUUCUGCAUGCCGCACUUGCUCCCGAGAACGCUUGUCUCUUCACGAAACGAGUCGUUGCUGCAGGGUUCAGUUGCAGGCGGACCGGGUUCCCUCCCGGCCUUCUUCGCUCCAGGACACGUGCCAUUCGCUGUCCCAAGCUGGGAGGAGGCACGGUGCUUGUCGCGUCGGCAGCAGAUGUCUGCUGACUGCCUCAAACAAGCGGGAAGGAGAAUGACUCAGCCUAGGGAGUCUUGGAGCACCGACUUGAUUCUACGUUCGGGACAGAAGCCCCGAGUGGAACGUUUCCUCACAGAGAGCGCUGCUGCGCACCGUGAGGGAAGACUGGGAACCCUGCCUUGUUCGUUCACCCAGCUUUUGGAAAAGGGGAGGCACGGGCAGAGGUCACUUCAGGGCCGUCUCCUGGUGCUUAAGGAAAGCUUUGGAACCCUGCCUACCCUCAGUUGGCAGCGUUGCCCUUUCCUUCUGCGGCCGCACUUGGUCGCGAGAACGCUUGUGUCUUCCCGACGCGAGCUGUUGCUGCAGGGGAAAGGUGCAGGCGGGCCGGGUUCCCUGCCGGCCUUCUUCGCUCCAGGACGCGGGCCACUCGCUGUCCCAAGCUGGGAGGAGGCACGGUGCUUGUCGCGUCGGCAGCAGAUGUCUCCUGACUGCCUCAAACUAGCGGGAAGGAGAAUGGGUCCGCCUAGGGAGUCUCGGAGCACCGACUUGGUUCUACGUUCGGGACAGAAGCCCCGAGUGGAACGUUUCCUCACGGAGCCUUUUGCUGCGCACCGUGAGAGAACACUGGGGCCCCUGUCUCGUUCGUUCACGGAGCCGUGCGCAAAAGCUGAGGCGUGGGCUUUGGUCCUUUUAGGGCCCUCUCCUAUUGCUCAGGAAAAGCGUUGGGCACUCUGCCUACCUUCAGAUCAGCGACGGGAGGGACACGCCGGUCGUGACAGGGUGGUGGUUUCCUCGGGGUUGCGGUGUCGCCUUUUCCUUCUGCGGCCGCCCUUCUCCCAGGAACGCUCGUUGCUUCACGAAACGAGUUGUGGCUGCAGGGCUCCGUGGCAGGCGGACGGGGGUUCCGACCUUCGCUCCGGGACACGUGCCAUUCGCUUUCCCCUGCUUGGAGGAGGCCCAGUGCUAAUCGCGUCAGCAGCAGAUGUCUGCUGA